UUUCUCAGUUUGUCUCUCAGCUGCGGCUACUCACUCCAACCAAAACCCUCUCUCUGCUCUCUACUUCGCAGAGCCAUUUUGUAUGCUUUGAUCCCCUCGCGACCUUCAUUUUCCCUUUCACUCCCUCCUCCAUCUUUGACUUUCUCCUUGCGCCAAACUCUCGAAAUCCACUCCCGCUUUAGACCGCUCUGUCUUACACGACCAUUUGUCGAAUCAGAGACGUCUCGCUAUAUUCCUGUUUCCAUCUUUGCAAUUUCCAAGCCCGGAGCUGCGACUGUGGGCUAUUCACCAGUCUCUCUCCAAGUCCAACCACUCUUCGAUUUUAAGGCAUUUGAAAUAUUUGCACCUGGUUACUGUUUUCUAUUUCAACGAUUCCUUUUCAGUUUCGCGUGAGAUAUAGCACGUGGUUUCACUUCUAUCCUUCUAUUAUAUCUGGAAAUAUGAGUUUGAAGCGGUUAAUAUUCUCUAGGAAAGUGACCAGCAAUUUAUCCGGAGCUAGUGGAACAUUAUUUUCUCCAACGCCUAUAUAUUAUAGAAAUUUGUCUGUGCUUACUGUAUCAAUAUCUAGUUUGAGUUACUUAUUGAGCAGUAAAAACCCAAAACCCUCCUUUCACUUUCAUAGAUUUGUUCACUCUACUAUGGUAAGGCAGUCAAAUGCGGAUUCAAAACUCAAUUCCUGUGAUUCUGAGGAGCAGGAUGGAACUAUGAACGAGUUUUUAUCUCGAUUUGUUUGGAUAAUGCGGGGGAAGUUAUCAGAAGUUUACCCAGAUUGUGAUAAACAGACUAUUGAUGGGAUGCUUUUGAUUAUCGUUGGUAAGGUUGUGGAUGAGAUGGAGAAGGGUGGCCUUCAGCAAAUGGUUGGUUCUACUGUAAGCAACACAUCGCAAGAUUUCAGCGAAGAUUUGUGGAAAAUGGUGUGGGAAGUGAGUGUCAUGGUGUCGGAGGAUAUGGAGAAGGCAAGAAAGAAGGAGAAGAUGAAGCGUCUUUUGCAAUCUGAGGAAGUUAAGGAAAUGUGUAGGUUUGCUGGUGAGGCUGGUAUUCGUGGGGACCUGUUGAGAGAGCUCAGGUUCAAGUGGGCUAGGGAGAAAAUGGAGGAUUAUGAGUUUUAUGAGAAUUUAGCACGCCUUAAAAAGGAGGCAAAAGCGCAAGAGGAGGGAAAAAGUGCAGACACCACAGAAGAAGAUGCUACAGCACAGGAGGAAGCUAAGGUUGUUUCCCUUCCCAAAAGACAUGGGAAGAUUAGGUACAAGAUUUACGGGCUUGACUUAUCAGAUCCUAAAUGGGCUGAAGUGGCUGAUAAAAUUCACGAGACAGGGAAGGUUAAUUGGCCUCAGGAACCAAAGCCAAUAUCUGGGAAAUGCGCAUUGAUUAUGGAUAAGAUCCUUUCUCUAAAGAUGGAAGAUGACCCUUCACCACUACUGGCUGAAUGGGUUGAUCUCGUACAACCCAGCAAGGUUGACUGGAUGAGUUUGCUUGAUAAAUUACAAGAAAAGAAUAUUGGCUUAUUCUUAAAGGUGGCGGAACUUAUUUUAGAUGAAAAAUCUUUUGAAACAAAUGUUCGUGACUAUUCAAGACUUAUUGAUGCCCAUGCCAAAGAGAACCGCAUAGAAGACGCUGAGCGAAUUCUUAGGAAGAUGAAUGAAAAUGGAAUUUUUCCUGAUAUUAUAAUAUCUGCAAUUCUGGUUCACAUGUAUAGCAAGGCAGGCAAUAUCGACAGGGCUAUAGUAGCAUUUGAAAACUUAAGGAGCCAUGGAUUCCAUCCUGAUGUGAAUGUUUAUAACUCGAUGAUCAUUGCUUAUGUAAAUGCUGGCCAACCCAAGUUAGGAGAGUCACUGAUGAGGGAGAUGGAGGCAAGAGACAUCAAACCUUCAAAGGAGAUAUACAUGGCACUUCUUCGGUCCUUUGCCCAACAAGGUGACGUUAGUGGAGCUGAACGAAUAUCUGUCACUAUGCAGUUUGCAGGAUUGCAGCCAACUUUGGAGUCUUGCACUUUACUUGUCGAGGCAUAUGCGCAAGCUGGGGACCCUGAUCAAGCGAGGAGCAAUUUUGACCACAUGAUAAAACUUGGACACAAGCCUGAUGACAGGUGUACUGCUAGUAUGCUUGCAGCUUAUGAGAAAAAGAAUUUAUUAGACAAGGCCUUAUAUCUACUGUUGCAGCUUGAGAGGGAUGGAUUCCAGCCUGGUGCAUCUACUUAUACUGUUCUUAUUGAUUGGUUGGGUAAGUUGCAGCUUGUUGAUGAGGCAGAGCAGCUGUUAGGGAAGAUAGCAGAGCUGGGUGAGGCUCCUCCAUUUAAAAUCCAUGUAAGCCUUUGCGAGAUGUACUCAAGGGCAGGAUUUGAGAAGAAAGCUCGUAAAGCUCUUGGAGUUUUGGAAGCUAAGAAGGAACAACUGGCUUCUAAUGAGUUUGAGAGGAUUAUAGAUGGACUGACUGCUGGGGGAUUUAUCAAGGAUGCUCAAAGGAUACGCGGCGUGAUGGAGUCACAAGGCUUUGCAAUUUCAGAUAAGUUAAAAGUAAAACUAAUAGCAUCAGAAUCAUUUGGUCGCAAAAGACCAACUAUAGGGUAGUUUACUAGUUUAGAAAUGCUUCUCAAACUUUUGGCUAGAAGAGAUAAUCCACUUAGAUAGCUUUGCCACAAUUUUAUAAAUAUCUAAUGGAAAUUUCCCUUUCUGUUAUGCGUUUUUGAGUUAUUCCAUGACUUCCAACGUUUGUCUUUUUUUUUUGUUUUGUUUUUCUCUUUCAACUGUAUUACAGUGUCCCGUUAAUAAUGCUUCUAACAAUUUCAUUGUUUCUGGAAUUUGCUAUUUCCAGCAGAGAUUUUUAGACUAUCCUCUGAUAAGAGCAGAAUCUAGUGUCUGCUGUCUAAAGUGUGGACGCAGAGUGAUAGAUAUAUUUAUAUUUAUAUUAGCAAAAUCUAGUUAGGCAUUGCCAA
Molecule: messenger RNA, 2932 nt
Organism: Carica papaya (papaya)
Lineage: Eukaryota; Viridiplantae; Streptophyta; Magnoliopsida; Brassicales; Caricaceae
Gene: NFD5
Product: pentatricopeptide (PPR) repeat-containing protein
Molecular function (GO): protein binding
Source: RefSeq, a predicted model, not a curated record